Micropterus dolomieu (smallmouth bass) is the source of this 9634-nucleotide messenger RNA. RefSeq names its product centromere protein F (gene cenpf). Gene Ontology annotation, molecular function: dynein complex binding; microtubule binding; transcription factor binding. The record is from RefSeq and is a predicted model, not a curated record. Lineage: Eukaryota; Metazoa; Chordata; Actinopteri; Centrarchiformes; Centrarchidae. Gene Ontology annotation, biological process: regulation of G2/M transition of mitotic cell cycle; mitotic cell cycle; metaphase chromosome alignment. Gene Ontology annotation, cellular component: spindle pole; chromosome, centromeric region; nucleus. Bases 130 to 8733 code for a protein of 2867 amino acids. The transcript has 38 exons.
CGUGAACCAGCCAAUGGGUAUGCAUCUGACCGGAUUGCGGUUUCAUCCGGUGGAGUUUGAAUUUUCCAACGAGAACGACCCAAACAGUGUGAAAUAAAGAAGCAUCGCGCCCAAAUCAGGUUAUAAACCAUGAGCUGGGCGGUGGAGGAGUGGAAGGAUGGACUUCCAGGGAAAGCCCUGCAGAAGAUCCAGGAGAUGGAAGUUAAGCUGGACAAACUGAAGAAGGAAAGGUCCCAGAAACAGUUUCAGCUGGACUCCCUAGAGGCUGCUCUGCAAAAACAGAAACAAAAGGCGGACAGUGAUCGUACUGAGACCUCUGCUUUGAAAAGAGAGAACCAGUCUUUGGUAGAGUCAUGUGAUUCUCUGGAGAAAGCCCGUCAAAAGGCCAGCCACGAUCUUGGAGUCAAGGAGCAGCAGGUGAGCUACCUGGAGGGUCAGCUUAACUCCUGCAGGAAGACCAUAGACCGACUAGAACAGGAGCUCAAGAAGUACAAAAAUGAACUGGAUCGUUCUCAGCCUGCUGGCUCUUCAUCUGUGUCAUCUUCCUCCUCUGAGCUUCAGCCCUACAUUACUCCACAGAAAAGUUUCACUACCCCAGCUCCUGUUACGGCCUACAGACAGCAGGAUAACAGAUUAGAUGAGCUUCAGGAGAAAUACAGCCAGGAGGUAGAAGAAAGAAAAAGGCUAGAGACUGAACUCAAAGUCCUGCAAGUCAAACUGCUGAAUCAGUCUUCAGUCAGUGUAAGCCACAAAGACAUUGCUGCCCGCCAAGCUGGAUCUUCCAUUUUCCCAUGGCAACAGCAGGAUCAGGCCCACAGCCGCCACUCUCAGGAUGCGAUGGAAACGCCUCUGAAGAGGCGGGGGAUAUCCCUGUGGGAUGCCCACGAGGAGACACCCAUUAAAUCCAGCCAGCGGGUAAGCUCUUCCAGAGCAGUGCAGAGUCCCAGUGGAUCCUCCCAACAGAUGGAGCAGCUAAAAUCCCUCAACCAAGAGCUGCGUGGACGUGUGUCUGAGCUGGAGAAGAAUCUGUCCGCUCAGGAGAAGGAAAUUCGUAGUCAGUCCUCCAAACUGCAGGAACUACAAACCCAACUGAACCAGGCCUGCAAAGAGCUGACUGAACGGGACAGAGACCUGGCCAAGACCAGCCAAGAACUGAGUCAGGCCAACGACAGACACCAACAGGCUGUGGCCAAGUGUUCAUCAGUUGAGCAGAAGCUGAAACAAGUGACGGAGGAGAUGAGCUGUCAGAGGCACAACGCUGAGAGCUGCAAACGAGCUCUGGAGCAGAAACUAAAGGAUCAAGAGAGAGACAGUCAAAAGGAGCUAGCCCAGCUGCAGAGUUCUCACCAGGCUUUGGAACAGCAGCUGAACCAGACCAAAACCAAGCUAACACAAGAGAUCCAACAGUCCAAAAAAGACUACAACGUAGUGCAGGCUGACCUGGAAAAGAUGUGCUUCCAAAAGAGUCAGAUGGAGAAGGAGGUGGAGGAGCAGAAACAGAAACUGCUGAGGUCAGAGCAGACCCUCCAGGCCAGCCAGACCAAGGAGCAGGACUUCCGCAAGAAAAUGGAGGAGCUGCAGAAAGAGAAGAACAGUCUGACUGUCCAGUUGGACCAGAGCAGCAGGCGUCUGAGUCAGCUGGAGGAAGAGAAGAAGAGCGCAGACCAGAGCCUCAAACGCACGCAGGGAUUACUAGAUGACCUAAAAGCAAAAUCAGAGGGGCAGACGGACGAGCUGAAGAGACUUCAGUCUAAACUGGAGCAGCAGACUCAGGCUUCGACCCGGGAGCUGGAGAACCUGAAGAAGACACUUUGUGAAACAGAGACCAAAAAUGAGAGAUCUCAGAAUGAACUGCAGAAACAGAAGCAAGAGACAGAGAGGCUGACCAACAGAUUGACAGUCCUAGAGAAGGAGAGCCAAGAGCUGAAAUCAAAUCUCACUGCAAGUCAAAAUGAGUGUAAGGAACUGAAACAAGAACAUCAAGCUCUGCUGGAGUGGAAGAACGAAAAGAAGACCUUGAUUAAUGAAACUGAGGCUGUGCAAAAAGACCUCACUGACAAAAUUGGUAACUUGGAGAGCAGUCUCUCCUCGCUGAAUGAGGCGAAUGAUGAACUCAAGAAGCAGCUCAUGAGUGUGGAGGGAGACAAGGCCAGUCUGUCUGCUCUCAUCGAUUCGUUGAAGGGAGAACUCCUCAACAAGAGCACAGAGUUGGAGGAGAGGGAGCAUCAGUACGAGGAGCUCCAGUUUCAGUUCUCCGAGGCUGGACAGAAGCACAGCAAAGACCUGGAGAAUGUUGCUGUGCAAGUGGCUCAGCUUGAAACACAGGUCAAAGAUCUGGAGUUGCGGUUGCAAAAGGAAAUGACUCGAGCAGAGCAGGCUGAAAAGACCAACACAGACCUGCAGGAUGAGCACCAGGCAGCCUGCGACCUGGCUCGCUCCAAAGACCAGCUGGUGGAGUUAGGCCAAGCAGAGAUCAGCCAGCUGAGAGAGAGCCUUGCUCAGGCCACUGCAGAGCAGGAGGAGCAAAGUGUCAGGUUGGCAGAGGAGAAGGCAGCCCUGCUGAAGCAGUGUGAGGAGAGUGUGUCGGCAAAGGUUGAAGAAACUGAGCAGCUCAGGCUGCAGUUGGAGGAGGCUCAACAAGAGCUGCUACUCACCAAAAAUAAGGUCAGUUCCAUAGAUCAGUUCCUGAAGGUCCAGGAGCAACUGUGUGCUGAGCUGCAGAAACAAAUUAAGACACUGUCGGACAAUGAAGAGCAACACAAAAAGAUGAAUGAGAAAAAAUCAGAAGAGCUCAGACAGUUAGAGGAGGAUCUGAAGGAUCUGCAGAGCCACAGUGAGGAGAAGGAAAAGCAGCUGAGAGAGGCCGAAGCCCAGAUUUUAUCUCUGCAGAAACAAAAGGCUGAGCAGGAAAGUGCAGUUCAAGAGACGAAGAAAGAGGCUGAGAACCUCCAACAGGCUCAUAUUGAGAAGAUCAACAACCUUCUGGAGCAGAUAUCUUCCUUAGAAGAAGAGGUAAUAGCAAGCAAAGAUGCAGCAGAGAAGCUUCUUGUCUUGAAGAAUGAACUGGACGUGGUCAACCAGUCACAUGCUGACCUUAAGAAGUGUCUAGAAGCUCUUGAGAGGAGUCACUCCUCCACUAUUGAAAUAAAGUCCAACUUAGAGAACACCCUGACCGAGAAAAACAGUCUUAUCUGUACUUUGGAGAAAGAAGUCGAAGAGCUCACAGAAAAGAUGAGCAAAGAGUCAGAGAGCCACGCUCUGGAAAUUGAAAAUGUCCUUAACAAAGAGAAGCGCCUUCAAGAGAAACUUGAAGCUGCUAAACAAUCAGUAACUGCUGCUAAAGCGGAGUCAAGAUCUCGACGGGAGGAGAUCAAGACCAUGAAGACAACUCUGUCUGCUGCUUCACGUGGCUUAGAAGAGAGAGACAACACGAUAAAGAGCUUGAAGGAGAAGCUGAAUAAAGCAGAGGCAGAGCAGGCAAAAACGGCAGACCUCCUGAAGGAGAAGGUGAUUGCCAUGAACAAAAUCAAGGUGCAGCUAGAGAUGCUGCAAAUGGACCUGGAGGACAACGAGACAGUAAUGAACUCUUUUGAAAGUCAGGUGGAGGAGCUGAGGGGAACCAUAGAGUCACUGGAGGCUCAGCUGGCUCAGAACCAAACCCAGAUGUCUGACAUGGAGGCCAGGCUAGAGGACAGCAAAGCCCAGGUCUCUGUCUUGGAAACCCGGUUAGAGGAGGUCCAGUCUCAGAACUCUUUGCUGGAGACGCAGUAUGUCACAGCCAGGGAGGAGCUGAUGGAGAGGAGCUGUGAAAUAUCUCGUCUGGAAGAGGAUGCUGUCAAAUGUAGGGAGCUGGAGGAGAGCAUUGCCACUUUAGAAUCUAAACUCAGUCAGACCUCAGAGGAAAAUAUCAAGUUAGAGACAACUCUCAGGCAGAUAACUGAGGACAAAGACAAUAAUCUUAACCAGUUACUACAAGAGAAAAACAAACUCGAGACUACUUUGAAACAGUUAACAGAUGACAAAGAAGAAGUGGAAACUGAAAUGAUUCAAGUAAACACAGAGAAGAAACAGCUGGAAGCCAAUCUAGGCACGCUAGCUGAAGAGAACAAACGACUGCAGACCAACAUAAAGCAGUUAACUGAAGAAAAGCAGAAGAUUGAUCAAAUAACUGUAGAGAAGCAAGAAGCCGAAUCGGCCCUUAGACAGGUGAUUGAGGAGAGAGCCCAACUACAUGUUACCCUCAAUCUGAUAAACCAGGAAAAAAUUCUAUUUGAGGCUAAACUAAGCGAGCUAACCUCAGAGAAAAAGAACUUGAAUCGAGUAAUUGAGGAAAAGCUGCAGCUGGAAGCCAACUGUAAUCAGCUGACUGAAGAGAAUAUCAAACUACAAUCUAGUUUGAAUCAAGUGAACGAAGAGAAGCUGCAGUUGCAAGGAAGCAUAGAGAGGCAUGAAGGAGAGGUGGUCUCACUUAAAGAGGAGAAUGAGUGCAUCCAGCACUCCCUCCUGUCCGCAGAGCUGGAGCACCAGAGGCUGAAGGAGCAGCUUGAGAUGAGAGACAAGAGGACUGAGGAAGAGAACCGAGAGAGGAGCCAACAGUUUGAGGCGGAGCAGGCAGAACUGCAUCAGAAGUUGGCGGGCUUACAGAAGGAGCUGACUGUGUUAAAGCAGCUUUACGAGUCACUGCUGGAGCAGGUGGACCAACAAAACAGCCUCAUAAUUCAGCUCUCAAAAUCACAGCAGGCUCAGAACACAGGAGAAAAAAUCAGCUGCAUGGAGUCUGAGGAGACGGCCAUUGAUGUUUCCCCAGCAGAAGCAGCUGGACAGACUGAUGUACAGCUGACUCUUGAUACAAGCAUCAGUACCAAUACUGAGUCCCUUCCAGUAAAUGAACAGCUGGGCCACAUGUUUGACCUGGUUGAACAUUCCCACCAGUCUGACAAGACUUUCAGUGAGAUAGAGCUCGUCUUCAAGGAGAACAUCACUGAGAAGGAGAUGAUCCAGGAACAACCGGGCGAGGAGACGGAGGUGUGUGUGGCAGAUGUAGAGGAAACGAGGGUGAACGAAGUGCAGCAGCAUAAACAGCAACCCUCACAUCAGCUUCCUGAUGACAGCAGCCAUACCAAAGAUGGCCUUGAAAGUAAACCUGAAAUCUAUGAACUUUCUCCACCAUCUUCCUCGCUUGGUGAGAGCAGACAGUUAGAAUCCUCUGCGACAGAGUCACCUCACGUACAAGAUGACCUCAACCACUACAAGGAAAUUAUCACAAAACAAGAAAAUGAACUCCGGACCCUGCGCUUAGAGUUCGACCUACUGAACGCCGACCUCACACUGAGAAAGGAGCUGACCUCCGAACUGGAAGUCCAAGUUCAACACUUGGAGAAGAAAGUUCAUGCAGCAGAGGAGGAGGCACAAGGUGCAGCACAUAAGCUGAACAUCGCUUUGGUGGAGAAGAAAGGCCUUGCUCACCAGUUGGCUCAGCUGUCAGAGGAGAGAGAGACAUUAACUCUGCAGCUGCAAACCGCUAAAUGCCAGCUGGCUGAUGUUAUGGAGAUGCUGGAAGGACUGGAGAUGGCCAAAGGAGGGUGGGACGAGAAAUUCCUUCAGCAGGAGAGCGAGCUGAAGCGGGUUCGCUCUGAGAAAGCUAACCUGGAGCAGCACAUCCUGGGCAUGGAGUCUGAGCUGGAGACAUUGCAGGGUGACAGGACCAAACUGAAGGAUGAGAUGGAGACCCAGAGGAGGACUUGUUCAGGCAUGGAGCAGCAGAUAGAAACAUUCCAAGCAGAGACAACCCAGCUGAGGUCUGAACUUGUGUCCUGCUCUGAGGAGCGAGAUGACCUGAACCAGUCUUUGGGUCAAUGGAGAGAGAAAGCUCACAGUCUGGAGAAGACCAACAGCGACACCAGAAACCUCAUUGCCAUCCUGGAGGAUGACAUCAGAGCAGGGAGGAAGGAGUAUGAAACCCUGCAAAAUAACAUGGAGAAACUGAAGACAGAGAAGCAACAGCUGUUGGAGCAGAUUAAGGCGCUGGAGCAGGCGAUAUCCCAACAGAGUGGAGAAAGAGAGGAGCUUAUUGGACAGCUUGACAAGAUCACAGAAGACCACACCUCGGCCAAUCAAAACACUGAGUCUAUGGUCUGCAAGAUACAGGCUUUAGAGGGAGAAGUGUAUCGUCUCUCACAGUCUCUAGAGUCCUCUCUGCUAGAAAAGGGAGAGAUUGCCUCUCGUCUGAACUCCACACAAGAUGAGGUCCAGCAGAUGAGGACAGGUAUUGAAAAGCUCCAGGUCCGCAUUGAGUCUGACGAGAGGAAGAAAAAGAAGAUGGGAGAGCUGCUCAAAGCUGCCCAAAGAAAAUCUGACUCACUGCAAGAUCGCAUUGAUGCCCUGGAGCGAGAGGCGGAAGACGUAGAGCAAAGUCUGGAGGAAGCUGUGCUACAGGCUGAAACAGCCAAAGCUGAGCUGGAGGAGGAAAGGAGAAAGGUGGAGGAGGAGAAGAAAGAGCUCAGUGACAAACUAUCAGAGCUCUCCGCCAUGCUGGACAACCUGAGAUCUGAGAAAGAACGCAUGGAGACAGAGCUGGAAACAAAGAACAAAGAGAUCGAGGAACUGAAGGCCGCUAAGGAGGAGCUGGAGAGAGGGUUGGAGAAGGCAGUGGUAGAUAGAAAAGAGGAAGAGAAGAGACAGAAAAACAGGGUAGAUGAGCUGGAGAAAGGAAUGAGAGAGGAAGUUGAGAGGCAAAUGAAACAAGUGGAUAACCUCCAGGUGCAGCUGGAAGCCUCUCGGCAGAGAGAGAUCUCCCUUGACCAAAAGAGUGCAGAAACAGAAGAGGAGAAAGCGAGGAUGCAGUCUCUGCUGGUAGAGAUGGAGAAAGAGAAAACAUGUCUGCAGUCUUCUCUGGAGGAGUGGCAGACUCAAGGAGAGAAGCUCCGCUCUCGGGGAGAGGAGUGGGAGAAAGAGAGAAACAACCUUAGGACUAGUAUUGAGGCUUUUCAGGAAGAAAUUAAGGAGCUUAAAACACUCAUAAAAGCUAAAGAGGAAGAGAAGGAAGUGUUGGAGAAGGAGGCAGAUCAGAGACACGCCUCACUAAAAUCCAUUUCAUCUCUUAUGGUGGAGAAAGAACUGAUAGAAGAAGAAAACGGACGGCUGGCAGAGGAGAAAGAGAAACUCCACUCGACCCUGUUUUCAGUGGAACAAGAGAGAGAUAACCUGCACUGCACUCUUGCAUCUGUAGAAGAAGAGAAAGAAAGACUAGAGCAAGAGAGAGGAGUGUUAGCUCACGAGAAAGAGAUGCUUCAGUCUAGCCUUUCCUCGAUAGAAACCGAGAAACAUGACCUGCAACAAAGUCUUUCUUCAUUAAAGCAAGAGAAGGAAAUAAUAGAGGAGCAGAAACAGAAGUUAGAGGCUGAAAAACAAGAACUGCAGUCCUCCCUUUCUUUGGUUGAAUUAGAGAAAAAUAACCUGUUGUCAGCUCGUUCUUCGCUGGAACAAGAGAAGCAAAGAGCAGAAGAGGCGAAAGAGCAACUCGCAGAAGAACAAGAGGGGCUUCGGUCUGCAGUUGCCUCGAUGGAGAAGGAUUUGGAAACACACAAGUUGUCUGUCUCACAGCUCACUGAGCAGGUGUCAGAGCUGACAUCUCGUGCCGCUUGUGUGUCUAAAGAGAGAGACUCUGCCCUGAGCAAGAUGAGUCUUUGGAUGAAGACCUGGAAACAACUGGAGCAGGAGAAGCAGGCUGUGUUAAACAGCUCAGGCGACGGAAAGAGCAGUGAGGAGACUCGGACUGAGGUGAGCCAGUUAAAGGCGGAGGCAGAGAAGAGACAGAAGGAAGUGGAAGACCUGAAGACUGCCCUGCAGCAGAAGAGGACAGAGGCAAAAGAAAAGACUAAAGAGGUGGAAGAACUUCAGGCUGCCUUUGAUGGAAGGAAGAAAGAGUUAGAAGAGAGAAACAGAGAGCUGGAGGAGAUGAAGAGUGAGUUGGAUGAACUAAACAAACUUCUGGAGGAGAAAAGCAUAGAGACAGAUGAGAGCAUGGAUAAAUACUGCAGCCUGAUGGUUAAAGUCCACAAGCUGGAAGAGACCAAUGAUGCACUGACAACACGACUUGAGCAGCUCACUGCUAACCAAAAUGCUAACGGAUCAAACAUCCACUCCAGCAGGACUGACAGUACUCACUCCCGGCGCUCAGGAAGGAAGUCCUCCAAACAUCUGGGUGACAACACUGAGAACAUUGCUCCUUCAGCACCUCAGAGGUCUCCUGAGGGGUCGUCUUCAGGGAAACGGGGUCACUGUGACAUCAGCGAUAAAGACAGCGCCCAGGAGGCCCUGCACAACCUGACAAAGAAGAUCAAAGCCAACGCAGUGACGACACCCAAACCAAGAACUGAACAGGAAGAUGAAGAGUUCAGACCAGAGGGACUUCCUGAGCUGGUGCAGAAAGGGUUUGCUGACAUUCCCCUGGGGGAGGCCAGUCCAUUCAUCAUGAGGAGAACCGCAGUGAGGCGCUGCAGUCCUCGGCUGGCUGCCAGACCGACUGCUUCUACAUCUGCACCUGUCAGCAAGGUUUUGGAGCCCAUACCGCUUCAGAGUCCCUCGACAGACAGCCUCGACAAGAAGUGUCUCUCCCCGAGUAGUGAGGAGAAACUUCCGCGUCGUUCACUGAGUUUACGGAAGACGCCAGAGCAGAAAGAGAAACAGCUUUUAGGAGACCAAAUGCAACAAGACAACUGUCACGUUCAGUAGAUUGACGUGUACACACACGUUUGUUUGCACUAGUGAUUCACUUCUAGGAAUAUACACAUGCACACUCAUAGAUGCACAAAAGAUUAACACAUUGUGCCUAGUGACACAAGGCACAUUUAGUUUUUAAGUAACAUUCACCCUUUACAUGUUUAACACUUACGAUGCACCUUUUCCUUUCCGGGGGGGGUGGCUGUGUGUAUCUCUUGGUUUGUUUCCUGUUAAAUCACUUUCUUCCAGGACUGCAACAGACACAACUACACUAUGAAGUAAUAACUAACUCAAUAAGAUAAUGAGGCAGGUUUAAGAGGAGUGGUGAUUUUUCCUCAUAGCGCUACUACUACUGCUACUACUUCAUUAUGCUCUAUUUUAAUAGUUUUUACUAUGCAUCUUUGAAAUGUCAGAUACAUAUCUUACCUAUAUGUUUUACAAUGAAUGAAAUCACCAUUGUUUCGUGAUGCCUCCGAAUGUAAACCAGCCGGAUGUGUUUGUUCAUCUUUUUUCAUCUCUUCACUUAGUAGUAGUAAUAGUAGUAGUUGUUGUUUGUGACUCACUGGUUGUACUUUAUUUUCUUUUGGUCUUAUGUUCUUUGUGUGUGAGAAAUGUCUUGAACUUUGUACAUAUUACAUGAUAUAUACGGCAAUAACGGCUAUGCUUCAUCUAUUAGUCCUGUAACUUGUCACCGGUUUGCUAAUGGCAGCUAAGAUUUUGUUUGUCUGUUUCAUAUUUUCUAGAUAUUUUUAUAGUUUUUAUUUUGACUUUUUUCUUUCUUAUCUUUGUAACAAAUGCUGAAGGCAGGUCUGCUUUUGAUCACUUUCUGGAUUUAGGUAUAGUUAAAUUUUAUUGAUCAUUGUAAAUAGCUGAUGAUGCCAAAUAGUUUAAAAUGGCCCCUUUUUUAACUAAA